CCUAGUGUGCGCUGCGCGGAGCUGCAGAUCCAGCUGACGGAGGCCGCGGCCACGCUGGCUGGCCAGAAGGAGCUGGUCGCCAAGCUGGAGCAUGACCUCAGCACCAUCCAGACCCUCUCCGCUGUGCACCGCCCAGACGCAGAGGGCGCAGCCAUCCCCAGCCUGGAGAAGAUACCGGAGCCCAUCAAGGAGGCCACCGCGCUGUUUUACGGUCACCCGCCGGUGCCCAGCGCCCCGUUCCCCGAGGGACAGGUGGACUCGCUCCUCUCCAUCAUCUCCAGCCAGCGGGAGCGCUUCCGAGCCAGGAACCAGGAGCUGGAGGGGGAGAACCGCAUGAUGCAGCACACGGUGCAGGCGCUGCAGAGCGAGCUGGACAACCUGCGAGCCGACAACAUCAAGCUCUACGAGAAGAUCAAGUUCCUCCAGAGCUACCCCGGCCGGGGCAGCAGUAGGGACGACACCGAGCUGCGCUACUCCUCACAGUAUGAAGAGCGCCUGGACCCCUUCUCCUCCUUCAGCAGGAAGGAGCGCCAGCGCAAGUACCUGAGCCUCAGCCCCUGGGAUAAAGCCACGCUGAGCAUGGGGCGGCUCAUCCUGUCCAACAAGACGGCUCGCACCAUCGCCUUCUUCUACACGCUGCUCCUGCACUGCCUCGUCUUCCUGGUUCUCUACAAAACCGCCUGGAGCGAGAGCGUGGGCAGGGACUGUGCCGCCUUCUGCGCCAAGAAGUACGCCGACCACGUGCACAAGUUCCACGAGAACGGGGACACGGGCGACAUGUGGCAGUGACGCCGGGCUCAGCCCCGCCGCUCCUCCCGCGGCAGGAUCCGGCCCCUCGUGCCCGCCGCCCGCUUCGCUGCAGCUUUGCUUUCUGCCUCGUCGGAUGGAGGCAACGCUUCACCCCCCAGCCCCGGCUCGGAAAUCAGCAGCCUCGCUGCGGGACAGCCAUCUGCAGGACACGGCCCCGAUGUCCCCCAGCGCUCAGUCGUCACCGAGCGACGUGGGAAAGGCGAGAUAAAAGCUCCUCUUUUCGGCUGCAAUAGCUCAUUCAAUCUUGUUUCAAGUGCAGCGCGACAUGGGGCGGACUAAAUUUAGCCAGAAAAUGGGGGGGGGGCGGGGGGGUACGACUCUUAAGCUUGCGUUUCAGUGUGUUCUGCUAUUUGAGAAUUCCCAUUUUGCUCCCGUUUGUUGAAUUAUCCGAAAGCAAUCGGUCCUGCUGGGCUUUGGCAGAGCGAGCAGAUAGCGGCGCUCAGCCGGAAAGCCGAGCCGCUCGGCGCGGUGCCUUCUCCGCGUAGCUCGGUGCUGAGCUGGGUCCUGCAGCAUUUCUCGGGGCCCUUUCAGACGUGUGCCACCACCACGCUGCUGAGCUCCGGCACACGGUCGCGUGGGAGCAGGGACCUCGGCCUGAAGGCUGCAUGGCUGCUGCCGAGUCACCCGGCGUGAAGGGAGGUGCUGCUUUUGGGGCUGAGCCCCGCAGGUGUUCGGGGCUCUCUGCUGUGCCCUCCCUGCCCUGCCUUGGGCAUUUCAGGGUGUCCUGGCAGCUCCGGGCUCGGGGUCAGUCGGUCUGCUCAACCUCUGACCCCUUAGGAGGCUGAACGAGCCAAACGGACCUAUUGCUGGUGGAGGGCUGGAUGAAUGGGGGGCUGCCGGUGGGAGAUUUAAGUUGAUUUGGGGAAAAAUUGGCAGGAGGAGAGGCUGUGAUUUGGGAAGCAGGUUCUGGCACCCCUCGUGCCUGCCCAGCUGCCUGGUGCUGGAAGAGACCAACAUUAGUUAAUGGCCCGCAAUUAAAAUUCUCCUCCUAAGAUGGGAGAAUCUUGUGGCUUCCAAUUAAUGUUUCAUUGCCGAUUCAGAUCUGUUCUGCUGGGAAGCUGGGACCUCAAACUGCAGGCGCAGGCAGCAGUCGGCUUCACAUCUGCUACGGGCAGCGGAGGUUUAUUUAUAGUAGCCAUGGCCCGCGGAAAAAAUGCAAAAUACUCAUAAAUGGAAGCGGAGAACAAACACGGAGGGACCAACCCACGCCUGUCCCGCUGGGCACCGACCCACAGCAUCUUGGGGUUUUUAGGAUGGAUGCGUGAAGGAUGGAGCUGGGGCUGUGGGAUGCUCAGCACCGACAGCGUGCGCCCAAGGGCCAGGGAGAUUUAGGGCUGCUUCUCCUACCUCUCCGUAAACUAAUCGACUUUAGAUGUGUGGUAGAUGAUAUUUUGCUCUCUGCCAUGGGUAGCUCAGAAACGUGAUCCGGGGAAGGGUGGGAUGCUUGCUGAGGCUUUGCUGGGAAGGCUAAAUUUGCUUUUUUUAGAAGCUCUAUGUGGUGUCUUGGAAUUGCAAAACUUCUGCAGCUAUUCACACUUGUAUUCUUCAGAAAUGAUUUCAAAUAGAUGCUGAGUUCUCCAGGAUGAGUGAUGGAAUAAACUUAGAUACGCAUUGACUGGA
Molecule: messenger RNA, 2430 nt
Organism: Oxyura jamaicensis (ruddy duck)
Lineage: Eukaryota; Metazoa; Chordata; Aves; Anseriformes; Anatidae
Product: protein CASP-like
Exons: 10
Coding region: 334-789 (151 amino acids)
Biological process (GO): intra-Golgi vesicle-mediated transport
Cellular component (GO): Golgi membrane
Source: RefSeq, a predicted model, not a curated record